Guyanagaster necrorhizus is the source of this 1743-nucleotide messenger RNA. RefSeq lists its product as uncharacterized. Gene Ontology annotation, molecular function: protein binding. NCBI's taxonomy places the organism in Eukaryota, Fungi, Basidiomycota, Agaricomycetes, Agaricales, Physalacriaceae. The record is from RefSeq and is a predicted model, not a curated record. The coding region runs from base 44 to 1531 and encodes 495 amino acids. The transcript has 5 exons.
CUCUGUGGCAACCUUCCCUUGUGAUCUUUAUCGCUCACCUGAAAUGCUGCUCUCAGUGCCCAACGAAAUCCUGAACAGGAUUGCCUUUGAAGCAGAUAGUCGAACUCGUCGGCGCCUUCGACGUACAUGCCAGCUACUCCGUGAUGUCGCCACGCCUCUCGUCUUUGAGUCCGUCAACAUUAAUCUAUCUUGGAGGCGACACUCUAGCUCAGCUCCCACCUUCCUUAAAUCACUCAAUUCCGGUCCUAAAUUGGCCCAACACAUCAUUCAUCUUUCUCUCUGUCUCCCCCAAAGCUUCCGGCCUUAUCCCUCUCGUUUCGCUAGCGAAGCUAGAAAGAAGACGAGAGACGAGAGACUGGAUUCUUUCGAUGCCCUCUUCCUUGGAGCUAUUUCAUCUAUGGUUUCGUUGAAAUCGUUAUUUUGGAUGAGUGACGGGGAGUCGGGACCGCACUAUGCUAAGCUGAUGUUUGAACUGUUCGGAAAUCUACCCCUCCUGUCCAAGCUGAAGAUACACGGUUACGGCAACUGGGACGUACCCUUGUCUCCAUUUCGUCACAUUCGACAUAUCAGCUUUCUGGGCCAAAGAAGCAACGAACUCAUUACUUUCCUGGGCUACAAUCCAGACAUAGAAAUUAUAGAUGCUUUCGUCUGGAGCCGGAGCAUCGACGACGACCAAAGUGGAUCAAUUUCAUGGUUGUUUAGCUGUUUGCCUACGGGAACGUACAGUACGGUGAAGACACUGAGGAUAGGCGGUGAAAUGCUCCGCCAGUUAUACGCAUACGAAAUCCCAAAAUUCAUACCUCAUUUGCGUCACCUGGAGAGCUUGACCACGCUUAUUAACGUACCCGAUGUAUUGUGGGACGGAUUGCAGGAGCAUGGAAUAUGCUUGGUGUCUCUCUCAUAUCACGAGCCCACUUUGGCGUUAUUGUCGUAUCUCUCGUCCUAUACAGGGCUUCGUGAACUCUCACUUAACAUGUCGUCAGACCCGACCAAUGGCACUCUCCAUAUUGCAUCCCUUCUUCCUGCCGUCAUCACCUUGAAUUCUUCGUCGUUGACGACAGUUCGCAUUGUGCCCUGCCAUAGCGGAGCAUGGUGCUUGGACCAUCCUAUGCUAGAUGCUUUGGCCCUUUGCCGUGGUCUGAAGUCAUUACAUGUCUGCGCUGACAAAGCGAGAACACGAGUAGAAGAAAACAAUGUGAUUGAUAGAUUAUUACAAGCUUUCCUAGCAUUGUGGCCGAAUCUCUGGGAUCUUCAAAUAGAUGCAGUGUCUCGUUCCUAUGGAUUUGAAGCAGUGAGAACGACCGCAAGUCAAAUCCAUAGGCGCAUUUUAGCCUUGCGGUUCGCGCCUCUAUCACCUGAAAGGCCUAAGGUGCACGUAUCAUCAGAUUUUGCCGCAUAUUCGGUGAUAAUCCACGAUCAGAAAAACAAUAUUCACUCGUUCAAAGUGCAGUAUUUGAGGCAUUAUGGGGAGAAGGAAUCAUGGAGGAAAUACAAAUUCUGGAGGCGAUCCGAUAAUACCAAUGAUGAUUGAUUUAUAAUUCCUACAGUACUUGUAUCUUUUCUUUCUUGUGAUCAGAAUAACUAGUUGUUGGAUUAACAAGCAGGAGCUCCGUCGUAUUCCGCCGGCAGGGAUCGAUACCUCUUUAUGUCGGGAUGGAUUAUAUGUACGGAAUGCAAACUGUCUAGCACCCUCACCGCAUUUCCGCUUAUCGCUACGUGGCUGUGUGAGGUCUACAACAUAGC